UGAGGUUGUUGCCGGUGUCGCCCCAGGGGUAAGGUAAGGGGCUGGAGGCGAACCCGAGACCGAGCGGCUUCGCGUCGACCCUGGCUUCUCUCUUCUCACCUGCCGGCCCCCAGCACCUUCAGAAUGACGCUGGACGUGGGGCCGGAGGAUGAGCUGCCCGACUGGGCCGCGGCCAAAGAAUUUUACCAAAAGUACGACCCUAAGGACGUCAUUGGCAGAGGAGUGAGCUCCGUGGUGCGCCGUUGCGUUCAUCGAGCUACUGGCCAUGAGUUUGCGGUGAAGAUCAUGGAGGUGACAGCUGAGCGACUGAGCCCCGAACAGCUAGAGGAGGUGCGAGAAGCCACGCGGCGAGAGACGCACAUCCUUCGCCAGGUCGCCGGCCACCCCCACAUCAUCACUCUCAUCGAUUCCUACGAGUCUUCUAGCUUCAUGUUCCUGGUGUUUGAUCUGAUGCGGAAGGGAGAGCUGUUUGACUAUCUCACAGAGAAGGUGGCCCUCUCAGAAAAGGAGACCAGGUCCAUCAUGAGGUCUCUGCUGGAAGCAGUGAGCUUUCUCCAUGCCAACAACAUUGUGCACCGAGACCUGAAGCCCGAGAAUAUUCUCCUAGAUGACAAUAUGCAGAUCCGACUUUCAGAUUUUGGGUUCUCCUGCCACUUGGAACCUGGCGAGAAGCUUCGAGAGUUGUGUGGGACCCCAGGGUACCUAGCACCAGAGAUCCUUAAAUGCUCCAUGGAUGAAACCCACCCCGGCUAUGGCAAGGAGGUCGACCUCUGGGCCUGUGGGGUGAUUUUGUUUACACUCCUGGCUGGCUCACCGCCAUUCUGGCACCGGCGCCAGAUCCUGAUGUUACGCAUGAUCAUGGAGGGCCAGUACCAGUUUAGUUCACCCGAGUGGGAUGACCGUUCCAACACCGUCAAAGACCUGAUCUCAAAGCUGCUACAGGUAGAUCCUGAGGAGCGCCUGACAGCUGAGCAAGCCCUCCAGCACCCCUUCUUUGAGCGCUGUGAAGGCAGCCAACCCUGGAACCUCAGCCCCCGCCAGCGGUUCCGGGUGGCAGUGUGGACAGUGCUGGCUGCCGGACGAGUGGCCUUAAGCACCCAGCGUGUCCGGCCGCUGACCAAGAGUGCACUGUUGAGGGACCCUUACGCGCUACGGUCAGUGCGGCGCCUCAUCGACAACUGUGCCUUCCGGCUCUAUGGGCACUGGGUGAAGAAGGGUGAGCAACAGAACCGAGCAGCCCUCUUCCAGCACCAGCCUCCUGGGCCUUUUCCCAUCAUGGGCCCCGAAGAAGAGGGGGACUCAGCUGCUAUCACCGAGGACCAUGCCAUGCUGGCACUGGGCUAGCACCUCGGCCCAGAAAGCAGGACUCUCCCAGAGGAGGAUUUUUAUCAUUCCAGCCCUUAUGGGCUCUGGCCUCAGGCCCCCCUGCCUGGCCAUGCCCGCCACCGACUGUACGACCAUAAAGACCAGCCCUAUACGCCUGCCCCCCCAAGAGCCAGGACUUUGGGAUCAGAGCUGAGGUGGAGGGUGCUGCUGCUUGCAACACCACGCCUGGCCUGGUCAGUGCUGCCUGUGCUGCACCUGCAAUAAAAUCUGCUGCACACCCGA
Molecule: messenger RNA, 1608 nt
Organism: Suricata suricatta (meerkat)
Lineage: Eukaryota; Metazoa; Chordata; Mammalia; Carnivora; Herpestidae
Gene: PHKG2
Product: phosphorylase kinase catalytic subunit gamma 2
Exons: 10
Coding region: 124-1344 (406 amino acids)
Biological process (GO): glycogen biosynthetic process; protein phosphorylation
Cellular component (GO): phosphorylase kinase complex
Molecular function (GO): calmodulin binding; phosphorylase kinase activity; ATP binding
Source: RefSeq, a predicted model, not a curated record